AUGGGGGCUGCCCCCAGCGAGCCGGCCGCGGCCCCCACGCCGAACCGCGCCGCGGCCGUUGCCGCUGCCGAGCGGGAGGCCACCACCGUGCCGUGCAGCGCGGCUGCCCCCCCGCCAGCGCCGUCGGUGAGAAGUCCCUGUCCCACCGCACCGGAGCACUCGACUGAGGACGAGCCCGAUGCCGUUGCGUGGCCAAAUGUGUUGCCGUGUUUUCCACCGAGACCGCAGUUCCAGAAGCAAAUCGGAGAUACCGCUCCUUUUCUGCGCUUGCGCCGCGAGAAAUCCAAGUUGUACGAUUUGCACGAGGCAUUGUUCGUGGUGGUGGAGAACAUCUCAGAUUUUCCAGUUCUUGUCAUGCCCAGGGUAUGCCGUGGUCGCUUCAUGAAAGGGGAGGAGGACAUGGUUAGUCAGUUGCUUUUUCCAGGGCAAACGUACCAGCUGACACGACUUUCGACAGACAAGGAACAUUAUCGUAUGGAUUGCUACGCGUCAGGCUUGCCGCACUUCCCUUGCAAUGGGGUUUCCAAACGAGUUGACCCCACGUGUAUCGCUAUCGUUUGCCAGCCAGCAUUCCGUGAUUCGAAUGAUUGGGAGCCCAUGGGCAGCGAACGCGGCUUAUCGCACCCUGAAGGUUGGGUGGUGUACAUCGACCACCUCGAGGAUUGCUACGUAAAAUUUGAGCUCAUGCGGACUUGUAAGUAUGUCGACGACCGCAGGCCUCUCAAGAUGAUUAACACAUCAUUGGAUGGCAUCCGCUAUUGUCAGGACAGUUGUGGAACCACAUUUCGCGAUGGCCGAUCUCUAAAAGCUACGGUGAAGGAGCUGAAGGAUGGCACCAUAACUGUCGCUGACCUUGGCAUCCGGGUCGUCGAAUUCGGUUCCAUUUACUUUGCUCUGGACAAUCGCCGCUUGAGAUGUGCGAAGCAGGCGUUCCCCUCAGGAACGCAUCCUAAGCAUUCUGUUGCCGUGCUUCUCGCUGACCUGCGCGAUCCCAGAAUAUCGAAGGAGUGGGAAGCCAAAUUUACCGCUGGCACGAGGAUUGCUACGCACGAGGAGGUGAGAAAGAAAGACAGACGCGGUGCGCACGAGUCGACCCCCGCGGUCCGGCAGAAGCAACAGAGACAGGCGCGACAGACACCACCUAUGGAGUCUCCUGAUGUCAGGCCAGACACAAGUGUGAAAUUCUAG
This is a messenger RNA of Prorocentrum cordatum, 1188 nucleotides long. The record is from the annotation of a GenBank genome assembly. NCBI's taxonomy places the organism in Eukaryota, Dinophyceae, Prorocentrales, Prorocentraceae.